Molecule: messenger RNA, 828 nt
Organism: Lachancea nothofagi CBS 11611
Lineage: Eukaryota; Fungi; Ascomycota; Saccharomycetes; Saccharomycetales; Saccharomycetaceae
Source: the annotation of a GenBank genome assembly
AUGCCUUUGGGCUCAAGGGAUACCGAGACUCCUGACGAAUUGCACCUGAGAUCGAUCAGAGCUGCAGAGGAUGAUAUAGCCGAAGAAUUAGAUGAUAUCAGCGAACUAGUACAAAACUUACAGGACCGAAGCCGAAAUAGUCAAGGACAGCUACGAAGCCGGAGCUCAACUAUAGAUUCUACAGGACCAGGCCUUGAUGUGACGGGGCAUAGCAAUCAAAGAGGGCAACAAUAUGAGGAACUUCAAAACAGGGGAGGGGCAAGAGUCCAACGGAGACUACAGCAAGAUAGAAACUUACGAUGGCCGCCAGGCGUUCAAAGAAGAAGGUAUUUAAGACUCUUUUUGCGCAAUUUGCUGUUGUUGGAUCAUCUUUUAAUGAUGAUUCUUUUCCCGUUUUCUGUUUACAACGUUCUCAAGAUUCUGCUCACCGAAGUGACAUUUUCAGACAACGAUUUUAUUGCUGAAAUUGCUAAUUACUGUCGCUAUUCUAACGUUUUGAGCGAAGAUGGCAAGUCGGUUGUAUUUUUCAAGAGUGGGUUUGGUUUAUUGGGCAAGUUUCACAACAUCAUAGUUUAUAACUCUGCUCCAAUGGUGAGGUGGGCCUCUACAAAGGCCACUAUUGGCCCGUGGAUUAUCAAAAUAUAUGCCUCUGCGAUCAAAAUGACCACAGUUCUUCUCUAUACUGCUUAUGGAGUUGGAACUAGCACUUACGUGUGCUUUGCUACAUUCUUCUUCACACUUUGCUUACUUAUGACUGGAUUCAGACGCUACAAAGGAAUUGUUAGAAUUAUGGGGCAUUUGUAUCGCACCACAGUUGGCGUCUUUUGA